AUGUCGAAAUUCCCCGAGAUUCAAGGUGGUGGCUCGUUGAUUCUGGCCUGGCAGGUCAAGAACAAACAUGUCGUGGUGGUUGGCGGUGGCGAGGUCGCCGCGGGGCGCAUCGUGCAUGCGCUUAACGCCGACGCCAAAGUCACCGUAGUUAGUCCUUCCUCCGGCCUCAACGAGGAAGUCGCUUUCCGAAUCGCCGAGAAACAGGUCAGCCAUGUCGACCGCAACUUCAAGCCCUGCGACCUCGACAACGCCGAUAUGGUCCUCUGCGCCAUUGACGAUCCGGAAGCGUCGACCCAAGUGUGGAAGCUCUGCAAGGAAAAGCGGAUCGCAGCAAAUAUUGCAGAUGUGCCGCCUGAGUGUGAUUUCUACUUUGGGAGUGUUCACCGCGAUGGCCCAUUGCAGGUGAUGGUCAGUACCAAUGGCAAUGGGCCCAAGCUGGCCAGCAUCGUGCGCAAGAAGAUCGCCGAGACAUUGCCGGAUAACAUGGGGGCUGCCAUUGAGAAUGUUGGCAAGUUGCGCAGGAAACUGCGUGAGGUUGCACCAGAUGUCAACGAGGGUCCCAAGCGGAUGAAGUGGAUGUCUGCCGUAUGUGAAUCAUGGAGUCUGGAUCAACUCGUGAAGAUGUCCGAGGAUGACAUGGACGAAUUACUGUCUCACUACGCAUCUGGCAAUGUCCCUUCCUUCGAAGAAGUAUGA
This is a messenger RNA of Penicillium atrosanguineum, 696 nucleotides long. RefSeq names its product bifunctional precorrin-2 dehydrogenase/sirohydrochlorin ferrochelatase MET8. Gene Ontology annotation, molecular function: protoporphyrin ferrochelatase activity; precorrin-2 dehydrogenase activity. The transcript is spliced from 2 exons. NCBI's taxonomy places the organism in Eukaryota, Fungi, Ascomycota, Eurotiomycetes, Eurotiales, Aspergillaceae. The coding region runs from base 1 to 696 and encodes 231 amino acids. The record is from RefSeq and is a predicted model, not a curated record. Gene Ontology annotation, biological process: siroheme biosynthetic process.